Messenger RNA from Solanum pennellii, 893 nucleotides. Its product is annotated as CRIB domain-containing protein RIC4-like. The transcript is spliced from 3 exons. The record is from RefSeq and is a predicted model, not a curated record. Lineage: Eukaryota; Viridiplantae; Streptophyta; Magnoliopsida; Solanales; Solanaceae. The coding region runs from base 255 to 686 and encodes 143 amino acids.
UAUUUUUCUUAGAGAAAUGGACACCUAAUCAGCCAAAAUUAGGCACCACUAGCACUAGCAGCAACUGUUUAACAACCUAACUACUAUUCUAACAUAAAACUUAAAACUCUAUUUCAUAUUCAAAAUCAUUCUAUCUUCUUUAUUAAGCCACUUGGUCUCUCUUAAUAUAAACUCCAUUUUAUCUCUUUCAACUUUUGCUAUUUUCUCAUGUGAUCUUUUAUUAUAUACUUCCCAAAUAAAAGAAGAAGAGAUCCAUGGAGAAGUUUGUUGUAUUUCCAUUUUCUUUAGGGUGUGUUUCUGAAUCAAGUGUUCCAGUGGUCAACACCAACAAAAGCCACAACACAAACAAUAUUUCUCAAUUAAAUGAUCACCUUCCAACAAAGAGACAAGUAGUUGGAGAAAAGAGUCCAUCAAAAGUGAAAAUAAAUGGAUUUUUGGUGAGACGACGAAUUACUCAAGGAGUGGACACAUUCAAAAGGAAUUUCAAAGGUUUCUAUCAAUUAUUUGUGUACAAAGAAGAGAUGGAAAUAGGAUAUCCAACAGAUGUGAAGCAUGUAACACAUAUUGGAUCUACAAAAAUUAAUCCUAUGAUUAAAAACUGGGAUAAUUCAAAGGAAUCUGAUUUACCUUCUAUUUCUAUUCAACAAUUUGAACUUGCUAUGGCUGCUGGAUCCUCUAGGUUUUAGUAGUUCCAACUAAUUUUCAUUCCCUUUCUUUUUGAUAAGUAACUUGUCGAAAUUUUUUUAUAUUGAACGAUAAAAUGUUCUCUAACAUUUAGAGCUCUUCAUUGUUAUUUUAUCUUUUGUUUUUGUUGUUUUCUUCUAUGGAGAAAACAUUUGUAUGGUAUUGAUGUGUGGAAUUUAAAUGUAUAUAAUGUCAAAAUUAGUAGGGAA